AGGACCCUUAGCAAGCAGUUCUGGAAUUUGGGAUACGCACCAAAUAUUGAAACAUCAUUUUUAGAAAUGGAAAUUCUCAACACAUCAUUUGAUAAUGGAAUAUGGACAUUUGAAAUACCAAGCGAAACAAAUGACAACGUGGCAACCAUCUUUGACAACCUAGUUACUUUUCAGGAUUGUUUUGUUCAAGAUACUCCUUUUACUAUUGCCCAGCCUAUAUAUAUAUUAGGCCCCAAAACAGGAGUUUCUGUUACUCUUCCAGCUGAUAGUGAACCCAUAAUAGAAUGGUGUGCCUGUUAUCCAAGAACAGCUCUCAUAGUCACAGUUGAUGGGAUCUUCCACACCAGCAAUGGAUUUUUAAAUGUAGUAGAAAUAAAAUUUCCUCCAAGCAUCAUACCAUCUACCAUGAUUCACAAAGUCAAAACAGUAGGAACUGUUUUUCCAAAUGUCUACAUUUUGGUUGAAAAUAGUCUCUAUCUGGCAAGCGUAGGCCUAGUUAAAAACAUUGGAGAGCUUUAUUUUCCAAGUGUAUACUUUAUCGGACUAGAAACCACAACUUGGUGUUCUGGAGCAUAUCCUUAUACU
Molecule: messenger RNA, 585 nt
Organism: Pseudonaja textilis
Lineage: Eukaryota; Metazoa; Chordata; Lepidosauria; Squamata; Elapidae
Source: RefSeq, a predicted model, not a curated record